Molecule: messenger RNA, 381 nt
Organism: Arctia plantaginis
Lineage: Eukaryota; Metazoa; Arthropoda; Insecta; Lepidoptera; Erebidae
Source: the annotation of a GenBank genome assembly
AUGAGUCUACUGCGUUCUCCGGAGGGAUCCAAGUCCACGAGCGUUAGCAGGUACGGGUCAUCCCCUGAUCUGCGUAAAUUAGAUGCAAUGCCUAGUAUCAAUAUUACCCACCGCAAGAGAAAACAGCCCGAGAAUGAAUAUCUUACUCAAUUUGAAGACUUUCGCUCAGAAAUAAUGACGUUUUUCAAAGAAUUUGCCAAAACCCAACAAGAAACCUAUUCAAAAUUACAAAAAGAAAUAACUGAAAUAAAAUAUGAACAAAAUUCGGAAUCAAUAAUAAUACAACAAAACGCAUUAAAACAAGAACUAACAGAUAUGCAGAUAAUGAAUAAUACAUAUCAACAAGAAUCACACAACUUGAAACCGAGACCUCUAGACUGA